AUGGCUCUCUUCCUGCUGACCCUGGGGCUGAGCCUCGUCUCCGCCCAGGAGCUCAACCCCCAGGCCAUUGUGCAGAAGAACUAUAACAUGGCCAAGGUUUCAGGGAUCUGGUAUCCGGUGUCCAUGGCCUCCGACGACAUAAAGCGGAUCGAGGAAAACGGGGACCUGAGGGUCUUCAUCUGGAACAUCGAGAGCUUGGAGGACGGGCGUCUGAGAUUCCAUUUCCGCACCAUGGUGCACGGGGAGUGCGAACACGUGGCCAUGGUCUGCGAGAAGGCGGAGAGGGACGGGGAGCACAGCAUCAGCCGACGGGUGCCGGACCUGGGUCCCAGCUUCCUGGACAGAUUUGAAAAAGUCUGCAGAAAGUACGGACUGGGUCCGCAGAACAUCAUCAGGCUCGGCAACCAAGGCGAGCCUCCCGCCUCCUGCGCCAGCAGCCCUGGGCCAGGAGUGUUCCGGAGAGGUUUCCCCGCCGAGUGGCGGGGAGCCUUGUGGGGAGAAGCCCACCCUGUGUCAGUGUCCCGAGGCCGCUCUAGCCGGUGA
Molecule: messenger RNA, 543 nt
Organism: Puma concolor (puma)
Lineage: Eukaryota; Metazoa; Chordata; Mammalia; Carnivora; Felidae
Source: RefSeq, a predicted model, not a curated record